CCUCUUUCAAAUAAGUAUUUUAAAAGUGGUGGCAAAAUGUCAUAAGAAAUUCUGUUUUACCGAUUCCAGUGGAAUCCAUACCUUUGCGUACAUGUGGUUUCGUGACAGUUCGACACAAAUCAAGAGUUAAAUUUUAAUAAAAGUGAUUUAAACCAUGGCCGAAGAUGAAGCGAUAUUUGAUCCAACUUUGAAAAAGAAGAAGAAGAAAAAGAAGACAACCUUUGAUAUUGAAGCAGCAUUGGCGGAAGGAACUGCUGACACCCAGGAAGGUGGCAAUGAAGGCGAAGCCAAGGAAGAAGAAAAAGACGAUGAAAACAUAGAUCUCGAUUUAGAUUUUACCAGAAAAAAGAAGAAGAAAAAGAAGCCCUUUUCUACUGAGGAAUUAGAUGCGGCACUUCCUGAUGUGAAAGAUGAUGAAAAUGUUGAUGGUGCGAAUCAGGAAGAGGGUGCUGCGGAUGAUGACUUUGACUUGGACCUGUUGGACUUCAGCAAGUCAAAAAAGAAGAAAAAGAAGAAGACGAAUUUGGAUGAGUUAAUUGCCGAAGCUGAUGAAAAGUCGGAAGAUAAAGAGAAUGUGGAUGACAAUGCAAUCACCUGGAUGGGUUCUGACAGAGAUUAUACUUAUGAAGAAUUGUUAAAUCGUGCCUUUGAAAUUAUGCGGGACAAGAACCCUGAUAUGGCCGCUGGUAAGAAGCAGAAAUUCGUAAUGAGACCACCUCAAGUUGUUAAAAUCGGAGCAAAGAAGACAUCGUUUGCCAACUUUACUGAGAUAUGUAAAAUGUUGCAUCGGCAGCCCAAACAUUUAUUGGAUUUCUUAUUAGCUGAAUUGGGUACAAGUGGAUCAGUGGAUGGUAAUAGUCAACUUAUCAUCAAAGGUAGAUUCCAACAGAAACAAAUUGAAAACGUAUUGAGGAGAUAUAUUAAAGAAUAUGUAACCUGCCACACCUGCAGAUCACCAGACACAAUCUUGCAAAAAGACACCAGAUUGUUCUUCCUUCAGUGUGAGACUUGUGGAUCAAGAUGCUCUGUUGCUAGUAUCAAAUCUGGUUUCCAGGCUGUUACUUCAAAACGUGCUGCCAUUCGAGCAAAAACGGCUUAGGUGAUAAGUUAGGAAUUGCAAUAUUUAUACGAAUAUAUGACGGCACUUUUAUAUUUUAAUGAAACAGUGCUGGUUCUAGGUGUACCAUAAUUUUAGAACAAUUGUUAAUAAACAAUUACUGGCAGAACAUGUUUUAUUUAAUGUUAAAUAAUUUU
This is a messenger RNA of Aethina tumida (small hive beetle), 1254 nucleotides long. It is a transcript of the gene eIF2beta, whose product is annotated as eukaryotic translation initiation factor 2 subunit 2. The record is from RefSeq and is a predicted model, not a curated record. Gene Ontology annotation, biological process: formation of translation preinitiation complex; translational initiation; formation of cytoplasmic translation initiation complex. Bases 155 to 1099 code for a protein of 314 amino acids. The transcript has 7 exons. Gene Ontology annotation, molecular function: mRNA binding; translation initiation factor binding; translation initiation factor activity. NCBI's taxonomy places the organism in Eukaryota, Metazoa, Arthropoda, Insecta, Coleoptera, Nitidulidae. Gene Ontology annotation, cellular component: eukaryotic translation initiation factor 2 complex.